This is a messenger RNA of Drosophila novamexicana, 705 nucleotides long. Its product is annotated as pupal cuticle protein Edg-91. The record is from RefSeq and is a predicted model, not a curated record. The transcript is spliced from 2 exons. NCBI's taxonomy places the organism in Eukaryota, Metazoa, Arthropoda, Insecta, Diptera, Drosophilidae. The coding region runs from base 1 to 705 and encodes 234 amino acids.
AUGUAUUUGCCGGCGCGUUUCUGCCUUCUUAGUGUGCUCUUCGCCCUGGCCGGUGGCCAGAGGAGCAAGCCGCGUCCACAGGGACGCACAUUGGGUCUGCUCUCGCCGCUGCUGUUCGGCUCCGCGGGGCCAUUGUUCGAUGCGCCAGUGGCGCCUCUGGGCGGCGUGAGUGGAGGCGGGGUGGCGGCUGGCGCGGGCAGUGGCACGCAGUCGGAUCCGCCCAACUAUGGAUUUGGCUUGGGUCUGGGCUAUCCGGGCCCGGCUCAGAGCUAUUAUGGCUAUCCGGGCUAUGGCCUCUACAGGCCCAGCUACAACUAUAACUACGGCGGCUAUCAGCGACCCGUGCAAUAUCCGGGCAACUAUUACGGCUCCAGGCCCAACUACGGCAAUUACAACAACUACAACAAUAAUUAUGGAAACAGACCUUCCUCCUACGGCAGCUACGCGACAGCCGUGCCGCCAAUCAGCGCCAAUCCGAGCGCGGGCGUGUCACCUGGUGUCGGCGCUGGCUCAGGCGCUGGAGCUGGAGCUGGAGCUGGCUCACAGCUCAGCACAGCGCAGGCAGCGCAGCUGGCUGGCCUGCUGGGCCAAGCGCUGGGCAGCAGCUUGCGACCCUUGGUGGCCAAUGGCGGCGGCGGCGCAGCCGGAGCUGCCGGAGGCGCCAAUCCGCAGGCGCUGAGCGGUCUCUUGGGCUUGUUGGGCUGA